AUGGCAGGCGAGAAAACCCAACAACCAGAGAUUCCAGGUGAGCCAACUCACUUGGGCACAUCCCUCGUCGAGACGGCCACUGCUACCAUUCAAGGCUUCGGUCCUAUCAACAAUAUCCACCAACAUCUCUGCGCAUUUCAUUUCUACGCUUAUGACAUGACCCGACAAGUCGAAGCUCACCACUUCUGUGGGCAUCAAAACGAAGAAAUGAGGCAGUGUCUGAUAUACAAUAGCCCAGAAGCCGAUGCUCGGCUUAUUGGGAUUGAGUACAUUAUAUCUGAGAACUUGUUCUUGACCCUGCCAGAUGAAGAGAAGCCCCUGUGGCACUCCCAUGAGUAUGAAGUUAAGAGUGGUGUCUUGUUCAUGCCUGGCGUUCCGGGGCCGAUACAGCGGAAGGAGCUUGAGAAGAUAGCGCAGACGUAUGGUAAGACGUUCCAUUUCUGGCAGGUUGACAAAGGUGAUAGCCUCCCUCUUGGGCUUCCCAAGGUGAUGUUUGCCCUCACAAGGGAUGGCCAGCUUGAUGAGAACCUUGCCCGGGAACCAAAUGACAAAACACCCUCAGCCUUUGAGUUUAUCAAACACUUGAAGGGUUCUCGCAAUGGUGACAAGGUAGAUGGGCUCCAUAAACUCAGAAAUUAUCUCGAAAAUUUUGGUUAUCUAAGCUUAUCCUAUUCUAAAUUGAAUCAAACCUAUGUCAAAAGUGAUGUUUUUGAUGAUCUCUUAGAGUUUGCCAUCAAAACCUACCAGCUCUAUUAUAAUCUCAAAGUUACGGGAGUGUUAGAUGAUAACACCGUGUCAAUGAUGACUCUGCCUCGAUGUGGCUUACCAGAUAUCAUCAAUGGUACUACUGGAAUGAGAUCGGGCAACAAAAUACAACACCAUCAUGGCUCAAACUUGUUCCAAAUAGUCUCUCAUUAUAGUUUCUUCGCAGGUAGACCUAGAUGGCCACGAUAUAAGAUUAAAAAACUCACUUAUGCCUUUCUCCCGGGGACUCGUCGGGCCUCCUUUGGCCCGGUUAGUCGGGCUUUUAACAAAUGGGCUUCUGUAUCAAAAUUCAGGUUUGUCCAAAUUGGAGGCUACAAAAAUGCUGAUUUAAGGAUUGCUUUUUAUAGUGGAUACCAUGGAGAUGCUGACCCGUUUGAUGGUCCGGGUGGAAUCUUGGCCCAUGCUUUUGCACCAACUGAUGGGAGGCUUCACUUUGAUGCUGAUGAGAGGUGGUCCGAUGGACCGGUUCUCGGAUCAUACAACUUAGAGGCUGUGGCUCUACAUGAAAUUGGUCACCUUUUGGGACUUGGGCAUAGCUCAGUUAUGGAAGCUAUCAUGUUUCCAUCCAUUCAACCGGGUGUGAGCAAAAGCUUGGCUUCAGAUGAUAUUAGAGGGCUCAAGGCUUUAUAUUCAUGA
Messenger RNA from Ilex paraguariensis (yerba mate), 1401 nucleotides. The record is from the annotation of a GenBank genome assembly. NCBI's taxonomy places the organism in Eukaryota, Viridiplantae, Streptophyta, Magnoliopsida, Aquifoliales, Aquifoliaceae.